This is a messenger RNA of Gasterosteus aculeatus aculeatus (three-spined stickleback), 3068 nucleotides long. RefSeq names its product NK1 transcription factor related 2-like,b (gene nkx1-2b). NCBI's taxonomy places the organism in Eukaryota, Metazoa, Chordata, Actinopteri, Perciformes, Gasterosteidae. Gene Ontology annotation, cellular component: nucleus. The record is from RefSeq and is a predicted model, not a curated record. Gene Ontology annotation, biological process: regulation of transcription by RNA polymerase II; cell differentiation. Gene Ontology annotation, molecular function: DNA-binding transcription factor activity, RNA polymerase II-specific; RNA polymerase II cis-regulatory region sequence-specific DNA binding.
AGGAGGCUUAGCUAAUAGGAAGAGACACAGAGGGGGAGAGGUAGACCAGUGUCCGUCCCGCCUUCAACGCUUUACGGUGACCAGACAGAGCGCGCGAGGCUGGAGGUCGGGACGCCGGUCGCUGUUCACGUGUGUCAGUGACAAGGCGGGAGAACGGCGCCGUACGGGAUCGGAGGACAUUAGACAACCGGAGAUGUUGUGUGUGAUGAAGAAAAGGAUGCGCAGAGAAGAAGUUGAAAGUUUGACGGGAUCCAGUUAAAGAGUCUCACCUCCGGACAAGUAAAAGGGCCGAACACAUCAUCUCACUGUGGAUGUGGAUGGGACUCCCGAGCCGGCCCGUGGGGUGAACUUAUUCUCUUCACAGCAAAAUAGCCGUGGCCCUUUAAACGGUUUGAUCUGAAUUUUUCAUUUUUUAUUUUUUAACCAUUACUUUAUAUUAGAUCGGAUUCCUAAUAUAUGGGACAAGGAGAUUAAAGUGAUGAACCGGGACAGAGCGGUAUCCGGGCCCGGGGAAGACGGGGUCCAGACUGUGAUAAACCGGGACAGAGCCGUAGCAGGGACCGGGGUGGACACUGUUCAGCCCGUGAUGAGUCGGGACAGACCGGUACCGGCUCCCGGUGGUGACGGGGUCCAGACCGUGGUGGGCCCGGACAGCGUAGACAUGCUCGACGGCGGCGCUGCCGGGGAGAUGCGGCUCUUCUCCAAUGCGGUGGCGGGAGGCAGAGAUGCUGAGGCCGUGGAGAACCACUUAGAACCCAUACCGACUAACCCAGUGUUAGCCCCGCCACAGCAGGGCCCUGCCGGGCACCGGACCACCUCUUUCUCCGUACUGGACAUUCUGGACCCCAACAAGUUCACGAGCAGCCGACGACAGCAGCAGCACGCGAGCCACCGAGGUGAGCGCCAGCUGAGCGCGUAUGGAGUGGAGAAUCGAAAAGCAACAUCUGGAGAGCGCGAGCCCGGCCUGGAGCCCGGCAAAGCCUUCUACGGUGCGGAGGAAUACCCGAGCAAGGAAGGCUUUGUAUACAGAAGCCAAGAUGUGGAUGAAUACCACAGAUCUGGGACCCCAGAUUCAGAGGCUCCAGACCAGCCCUACAGCAGUGAGGAGAGCAGCCCAGCCCUUCCCAGUAACGGAGAGAGAGAUCUGGGCCAGCAUAGCCACCAGGACCCUGGCAGAGACACCAAGAGCCCCGGAGGAAGCCCAACAGGCCAGAUCACCGAUAUCCAGGCCAAUGGUGCACAGGGCACGCAGGGCAAACCCAAGAGGAAACGCUCUGGCUCGGACUCCAAGUCAGGGAAGCCCCGUAGGGCCCGGACUGCCUUCACCUACGAGCAGCUAGUGGCGCUGGAGAACAAGUUCAAGUCAACGCGCUAUCUGUCAGUUUGUGAGCGGCUCAACCUGGCCCUGUCUCUCUCCCUCACUGAGACCCAGGUCAAGAUUUGGUUCCAGAAUCGUCGAACCAAAUGGAAGAAACAGAACCCCGGAGCAGACACCUCCGCCCCUACCGGGACAGGAGGAGCAGGAGGUGUAGGAGGAGGAGGGGGAGGUCUGGGAAGCCUUAGCCCUCUUAGCCCGUCCCCUCCGAUUGGUGGGCACCUGGCUAUGCAUGCUGGUUACGCCAGCCACCAUCACCCCCCCACCGGCAGCCUGGUCCAGCUGCCUUUCCUCACCGCAAGCCACGUCCUGUCCCCUUUCAUGUUGGGGACACAGAGCUACGCUGCACCGGCCUUCUACAGCACACACUUGUAGACACACAGACUCAUCCACAGAAACACGCUCAAAGGCCAUGGAGACUGAAACGUUUAAGCAGACAGACUGUCAGUGUUCAGCUCUGCUUCCCUUUCUACUACCAUUUGAAGGCUUUAAUUUCAACGGAUUAUUUUGAUAGAAUGUGAAUAUCUGCCAGAAACUGUAUAUGUAUAUGAAUUUAUUAUCCAGCUCCCUAUUCCGAAUGCUGUUUUAACCUACGUAGUAGUUGAUUAAUUGUUUUUUUUUUUAAAGUUUGUAUGAAUAUUACAUGUUUAUUUAUGACUUAAGGAAUGGCUUGAUCUAUUGUCAGUAGUAUGUAACCUCAGCUGUGAUUGUUUUCAUUUCUGUUAUUUAUUGAAUUCAUAGACAGUUUCCAUGAAAUUCUUGGAGCUACUGAAUCCUCAGCUCAACAUGAUAUUGUCCUUUAAUAUUAAAAUAAUGACUAUUAAACUGAAAAACUAGCUUUGUGACCUCAUUCUAAUUCAACAUGACAACGUGGUGUCCCAGUGUCCUCACAGCAGGAAGGUCCUCGGUUCAAACUCGGUGUUCCCCGUCUGUGUUGGUUUCUUUCACAUCCAGACAUCCUGCCUCUUAUUGAAGGUGUUUUCCCUGGGAAUGUACGAGUCCCAUGUAGGCCUGAACAGACCAAAUAAGACAUUUUUUACCCUCUUCCAACAUUCAACGUGCUGGAAAAUGGUAAGUAAGUAAACGGUAGAAAGCAGUGGCCAGGCCAGUGAACAUUUUGUGGGUUAUAUUUACUUUUUAUAUUUAUCUUUGAAAAAGUCUUUCCAAAGACACAAUGGCAACUAAUCUGGCGCUGCUCAGACUGGGACGGACAGAAUAUGUGGCACAGAGGAACAAGAAAGGGGUAGACAAACUUAAUUAGCUUGUUCAUCCAGUUGUCCUAUUUUCAUAACUGCCAUUCAGAACUAAAGCCAAUAAAUACCUGUGACUAUUGCAGAGUAAUUUGUCUUGGGAGAGAAUGCUAAUUUGAACCUUUCACAGUAAGGAAAAAAACAGGUGGGUAAAACAAAGGUAGGACUCAAAAGCAGGAUUCCGAGGAUAAAAAAGAUUUUAUUUCGGCAGCAGAGGGAUUUAAAAAAGGAAGCGCUGAAUCCGUGCCCGGAGGAAACAGGCAGGCACAAGGGUCUAGGCGGCAGGAGCAAUGCAAUCGGAUGGAAACAACGCUGGAGGGAGAGGUAGCGAUUUGGCUGGCUAGAGGGGUGUUUAGUCAGAGAUGUAGCCUGCAGCACAGAUGACACUUUGUAGCAAUGGUGACUACAUUGCAGGACAAUAGUGUGCUGCUGCAGAAGGCUUU